Messenger RNA from Schistocerca serialis cubense, 846 nucleotides. RefSeq names its product spidroin-2-like. NCBI's taxonomy places the organism in Eukaryota, Metazoa, Arthropoda, Insecta, Orthoptera, Acrididae. The transcript is spliced from 4 exons. Bases 1 to 846 code for a protein of 281 amino acids. The record is from RefSeq and is a predicted model, not a curated record.
AUGGCAGCCGCCCCGGGCGCCCGGCUGCCCCAGCUCCACUCCACUCCACUCAUUACGAACAAGCGCGCCGCCACAUUCUCCAGGCCAGCGAUUUCUAGCCGGGCCGCCGCCGGCGCAGCCCAGCGCGCUGCCGCCUACUUUACAUGCCCGCCUUUGGCAGCCGCUUGCAAUGAUCGUAGCAGUGCCCUGGGCAGCUGGUCACGUGGCGGAGUGAGCAGCGGGAUGGAGAAGGAGAGCGACGUGGAGCGCGGCGCCGACAAGUCCGCGGCGGCGCCGGGGUCCGGCCCCGCUGCCGCCGCCGCCGCCGCCGCCGCUGCCGCCGCCGCCGCCGCGGACGCGCCCAGCCUGCUCGACGCCGCCAGCCUCUUCGCGGCUGCAGCGGCGGCGGCGGCAGCCAGCGGCGGCCACUCGCUGUUCGGCGCGCUGCCGCCCGGCCUGGCGCCUCACCUUGCGCCGCACCUGCCGUUCACCGUGCUGGGCGGCGUCGGCGGCGUCGGCGGCGUUGGCGGCGUGGGCGGUGUGGGCGGCGUGCCGGGCCGCUACCACCCCGGGCCCGCUGCGGGCGCGCCCGCCGGCCCGCCUCCGCCACCUCCGCAGGUGUCCGCCUCCUCGGCGGGCGCCGCCCCCGGGCCGCCCGGCACCGCCCCCGGUUCCGCGCCGCCUCCCGCGCCCGCACCCGCGCCCGCGCCGGGACCGCCGCCACCGCCCCCUCCGCCGCCUUACGGCGGGCUGGGAACGCUCAGCGUCGCCGCGUCGCAAGCCGCCUCGCUCGGUAUCAACCCUGCAGCUAGCAUUGUGCUAAGAAUUGAUAACUACGGGGAGCUUGUUGAUAAUUCACCAUUUUGA